UCAAGAUGGUGAAAAUCUACUUCCUUGUCGCCCUGCUCUUCGUAGCUGUAGCCGCUGUCAUGGCUGCACCCGUUGAGUCCGAGAUCGAACCCCUCGAGUUUGAGCGUGCCCACAGACUAAGAAGAGUAACCUGCGAUCUUCUAUCUUUCGGAGGAUACGUUGGCGACAGUGCUUGCGCUGCCCAUUGUCUCUUCAAGGGCAAAGCCGGUGGUCACUGCGACGAAGGUGUCUGCGUCUGCCGCAAGAGCAGCAUCAAACAUCUCUGGUAA
Molecule: messenger RNA, 269 nt
Organism: Dufourea novaeangliae
Lineage: Eukaryota; Metazoa; Arthropoda; Insecta; Hymenoptera; Halictidae
Product: defensin-1-like
Exons: 3
Coding region: 6-269 (87 amino acids)
Biological process (GO): humoral immune response; defense response to bacterium
Source: RefSeq, a predicted model, not a curated record